Messenger RNA from Ctenopharyngodon idella (grass carp), 3148 nucleotides. It is a transcript of the gene shisa6b, whose product is annotated as protein shisa-6. Gene Ontology annotation, cellular component: postsynaptic membrane; AMPA glutamate receptor complex; postsynaptic density. The transcript is spliced from 9 exons. The record is from RefSeq and is a predicted model, not a curated record. Gene Ontology annotation, biological process: regulation of short-term neuronal synaptic plasticity; regulation of AMPA receptor activity. The coding region runs from base 390 to 2234 and encodes 614 amino acids. Lineage: Eukaryota; Metazoa; Chordata; Actinopteri; Cypriniformes; Xenocyprididae.
AGAGAGAGAGAGACACACACACAGUGACGCCAGUGUUUGAUGCGGGAGCGAGAGACUGUAGGCGGACCGUCAGAGGAGUGUGUUCGGGAUAGGAGACCGACUAACACUUCACUUCAAGCAACACACCGACCGGAGCAUUAAAGUCAAGCAAGAUGAGAAGCGACAUGUAAAGGCUCGUUCGACAGGAGUUCAUCGGGAAUCGCCCAGCUGAGCCGAACACAACCCCACGAUGAGGACAGAAUAUUUCAGUUAAAUGAAUGGCGCCUUUCAUCAGAACCUCCACAUCAUCAGAGAUGCAGGGCAGAGACGCCGUGAGAACCGCAGAGGAUCAGUGCGCCUGAAGCCCACACCAACGCGAGCUGUCCAGGGUCCUGAAGACGCGCCGCGCCAUGGGGAUACGACACUUUCUGCUGCUGCUCAUUUAUCUGGACCCUCUUAACGUGUUUUGCACACAGACUGCCAAACGACCCAAAAAGACUCAGAAGAUGAAGGAACUGAACGGCACCACCGUCGCACCGUCCGCGUCCACGCAGCGCAUCACGGAGGUCCGUCCGGUUCUCACGCACGAGAUCUGCCUGGGCUACUACGACGUGAGCGGCCAGUUCGACAAGGAGUUCGAGUGCAAUAACACCGACCACCGCUACUGCUGCGGCUCGUGCUACUUGCGCUUCUGUUGCCAGUUUAAAGGCAACCGGUUAGACCAGAGAACAUGCAAGAAUUACCACAAGCCUGACUGGGUGAAAACUGUGCCCCCAUCACCUGUCCCGACAGGUGAUACUUAUGACCCGAGCAUGGACCAAACGAACACCGCGGUCUACAUCACCUGUGGUGUCAUUGCUUUUAUUAUAGUCCUUGGGGUUUCGACUAAAGUCGCGUAUGACAAAGCAACCCAACCACCUCAGGAAAUGAACAUUCACAGAGCCCUUGCAGAUAUACUUAGACAACAAGGACCAAUUCCUAUAUCUCAAUACGACUGUGAGAACUUUGCGGCGAUGAACAGCUCAUCCAAAGACGACACGCCACAGCGCACGGGCUCCAAAAACCACUACACCCCCGUUCACAGCUCCAAAACCAAUCACGGAGCACAUUACUCGAAGGAGAGCACUCGAGGAGGCGGCCAUGACCUUCACAACUUCAUCUCUUCUGGCUUUGUGACGCUGGGCCGAAGUCACGUCAAAGGGGAGAAGCACUGGCCGGUUCGGUCUCAGAGUCAUCAUGGAGCCCAUCAACAUAAUCACAACCAUCUCGGUCUCAGUAGCCCAACGAGAACACCUAAAAAUGCUCACAGAUCUCUAAGGCAUGAGAGCACCCGGAUGAACAGUAUCCUCACCUCACAGACCGAGCCAUACGAUCUGUCCUUCUCUCGCUCCUUCCAGAGUCUCUCUCAUCUUCCCCCUUCCUACGAAUCUGCCGUGAAAGCUGACCUCAACAAAUACUCCUCGCUCAAGAGACUAACGGAUAAGGACGUUGACGACUACUACAGCAGGAAGAGGCAUCUUCCAGACCUAGCGGCACGAGGAACUCUUCCUUUGCACAUGAUCAAGAUAAACCAGGAGUCUCAGAGCAGCCAGCAGCAGCAACAGGCCCAGCAACAGCAGCAGCAGCAAGCGCCCCGCCAGCGUCCCCGCAGAGUUCAGAGGGCCAUGUCCCAGGACCGCGUGCUGUCCCCCGAACGCAGCCACGCACACGACUACCCGAUAUCCCCCUACGGCAUGCCUCCGUACGGCGGACGCAUCCUCUCCGACGAGCAGCUCCUGUCGGCCGAGCGCCUGCGCUCGCACGAGCGGCUCAUCUCGCAGGACCGCCACUACUCGCAGGACCGCAUCCACGCGCAGGACCGGCUUCACUCUCAGGAACGCCUGCACUCCCAGGACCGCCUCUACUCCCAAGACCGCCUCUACUCGCAAGAUCCGCUGAUCUCUCCCGACAAGAUGAUGUCCAUCAAGCGCUCCGGGUUCCACAGUUCCGACAAGUCCAUGUCCAGAGCCAUAUCGCACACGGACGUGUUCAUGCCCACCACGCCCGUCCUGGACCGCUAUAAGAUGACAAAAAUGCACUCCCAUCCCAGUGCCUCAAACAACACCCCACAGAACACUUCUACCAUGAACCAGACGGCCUCCAAGAGGCAGGCCUUCGCCUCCCGCCGCACGCAGACGGUGGAGCAGCUGCACUACGUUCCCCAGCAGCAUCACCAUCACUACCGCACAGGGAGCAAGACCGAAGUAACUGUUUAACUGCUCAGAAACUCACGGACAGUUGAGCCACGAGCCAACAGAAGCGUACAAGAGCCAGACUAGUCUCAGAUCCGGACUUUUCCAGCAGUUCUUCAGUAACUGACCCAGCACCAGCUACUCUAGAGUCAAUACCCAGACCAUUCUGUGUGCAUAUCCAUUCAUUUAUUUGUGUUCGUUUAUCACUGAUGAGGAAGGACUUGCUUGCCAGAUUCUGCAUUCGUAAGGGCUUUGCAUGGGGAUUUGCAGACAGCGUCAGAAGAAAGAACGUAUGAUAAAAGGUUUGGACAUGGAACAGAACUGUAUAAAUUUAUAUAUAAAUACACACAUAUAUAAAUACAAAUACUGUUUGUACUUCCGGUCCUAGUCAAUAGCUUUAGAAGUUCUUAUGAUGUUCGCGCACUUCUUUUGGUGCCUCUACGAAAAUGUUCCAUUUCAGCAACGAAGUGGUUUUGUGGGUUAAAAAGCACAAUCAAGUAAAAGUUGAGUUUUGUUCUGUUUUGCUCAUUCGUUCGGUGGGUGAUGGCUAGCAUAUAUCAGUUUGUUGUUCAAUUAAUGGCCAUUAAUUAUUUUGCGAAGAUGAUUGUAAAUAAGCUCUUUUAGCACCAGUAAAUGGACGAGUCUGUCCUGGUUGGCAUUUGUAUUAUUGUAGUCUGAUUUUUAGAGGUUCAAGACUUCUUCAGAACUAUAGACAACCCACUAACCCAGUGUUGGAUCAUUUAAAGUAAUAUGAUACUGUACGUGUGUCCGUUCAAAUGUGUUUGUAGAACGAGAAUCGGGCGAAUGUUGCUGAAAAAUAUGACAACUGUUGAUUUCUGGCUGUAGACUGUGUUGCAGUGACUCACAAGACAAAUGAGUAUAUUAUGCUUGUUGUAGUAGCUUCAAAUAAACCGUCCUUAUUUUUCUAAACAUGAAAA